ACGUGGAUUCCCGGAUGUGCAACGUGUAAAUUAACUCGACUUCUUUCACGAGUACCCACACCUGACUGUUUCUAUACUACUGGUUCAGAGCAAGCGAACCUAGCCAUAUUAUCGCUACAAACUUUUUAGGAAACCGCAUUUAUCACAUUUCUAAAAUGCCUCUGAAAUUUGAGCUUUGUCCUGGCAGGAUGAUUGGGGGUUCUAACCCCUGUUUUAUUAUUGCAGAAAUUGGACAGAACCACCAGGGAGAUAUUGAAAUUGCCAAGAAAAUGAUCAAGAUGGCCAAGGACUGCGGGGCAGACUGCGCCAAGUUUCAGAAGAGUGAGCUUGAGUACAAGUUCAACAAGCGUGCCCUGGAGCGUCCGUACACCUCCAAACAAUCCUGGGGAAAGACAUACGGAGAGCACAAGCGCCAUCUUGAGUUCAGUCAUGUACAAUACCUAGAGCUGCAGAACUAUGCAAAGGAGGUUGGAAUUUUCUUUACUGCUUCAGGAAUGGACGAGAUGGCUGUGGAGUUCCUACAUGAGCUUGAUGUGCCCUUCUUCAAAGUCGGUUCAGGGGACACCAAUAACUUUCCCUAUCUGGAAAAGACUGCAAAAAAAGGUCGCCCCAUGGUGGUGUCCAGUGGCAUGCAGUCAAUGGAGACAAUGAGACGGGUCUACCAGACGGUCAAGAAACACAAUCAGAACUUCUGCAUCCUGCAGUGCACCAGUGCCUACCCAUUGGAGGCUGAAGAUGUCAACCUGCAUGUCAUCGCAGAAUACCAGAAGGAAUUCCCUGAUAUUCCCAUUGGAUAUUCCGGUCACGAGUCUGGGGUCCACAUCUCUGUGGCAGCAGUGGCGCUGGGGGCAAAGGUCAUUGAGCGUCAUGUGACCCUGGACAAGAGCUGGAAGGGAAGUGACCACGAAGCUUCUCUGGAGCCCUCUGAGCUGACAGAGCUGGUGAAAGCUAUUCGAUUGGUGGAGAGGUCUCUGGGGACGGGCAUCAAGCAGAUGCUGCCCUGUGAGAAGCCAUGCCACGAUAAGCUGGGGAAAUCAGUGGUGGCCAAGGUGGCGAUCCCCAAAGGCACUGUGCUGAGUAUGGACAUGCUGGGGGUGAAGGUGGGCGAGCCGAAGGGCAUUCCCCCCGAGGACAUCUUCCAGCUGGUGGGCAAGUCUGUCACAGAGGACGUGGAGGAGGAUGAGAGCAUCACCCCGGAUGUGGUCGACGGCUACGGCAAAAAGAUCAAGUGCCGAGUGGAGUAAUCACCCUUGUAAUAGCCUACUGUAACCAUGAACCGCCUGAGUUCCUCUGGACGUGGACUCUGCAAGGUGUCAAAAGCGUUCCACCAGGAUGCUGGCCCAUGUUGACAUCAAUGCUUCCUACACUUGUGUCAAGUUGGCUGGAUUCCCUUUAGGUGGUGGACCAUUCCUGAUACACACAGGGAAACCGUUUGUGUGAAACCCAGCAGCGUUACAGUUCUUGACACACUCAAACCGUGGUGCCUGGUACCAACUACCGUACCCCAUUCAAAGACACUUAAAUCUUUUAACUUGUCUAUUCACCCUCAAUGGCACACACACACAAUCCAUGUCUCAAGGCUUAAAAAUCCUUUAACCUGCCUCCUUCCUUUCAUCUACACCGAUUGAAGUGGAUUUAACAAGUGACAUCAAGAAGAGAUCAUAGCUUUCACCUGGUCAGUUUGUAAUAGAACGAGCCGGUGUUUGUAACCAAAUCCAUAAUGUAUGCACCAUUGCACCCUAUAAUGAAUCUUUGUAUAUUAUAGAGGACAACAUUUACUGGGUAGUUUUGACUUGUACGUUUUGGGUAAUUUGAUUCUGAAAUAAAGCAAUUGACGCCUACA
This is a messenger RNA of Oncorhynchus kisutch (coho salmon), 1843 nucleotides long. RefSeq names its product sialic acid synthase-like. The coding region runs from base 156 to 1244 and encodes 362 amino acids. Gene Ontology annotation, molecular function: N-acylneuraminate-9-phosphate synthase activity. Gene Ontology annotation, biological process: carbohydrate biosynthetic process. The record is from RefSeq and is a predicted model, not a curated record. The transcript is spliced from 7 exons. Lineage: Eukaryota; Metazoa; Chordata; Actinopteri; Salmoniformes; Salmonidae.